AGGAGAAGUGGCGUGGCCACGCCCCACAUGGCAGCGCGCCGCCGGUCCGGUUGCUGACACCCGCGACCGCGAGCGAGCCAAGGCCGAGACUGGUUCCGUUCCGCGGCGCUCAUCUCGUCGUCUCUCCAGAAACCAGAAUCGGAAGUUUUCAACACCCACUCCGCUCUCGUCAUCCUCCUCUCCACGGAACCCUAGCGGGGAGAGAAGAAAACUCCACCCGAAUACAAGUCGGCGGACCGCUGCGGCAGCUCCAUUUUUAUUUCGGUUUCGGCUCCACCCCGUCCUACUCCCAGCCAUGGACGAAAUCAUGAAGGUGCUCGAUCACACCGUCCGGGAGAUAAAGAGAGAGGUCAAUCUCAGGGUGCUCAAGGUGCCCGAAAUCGAGCAGAAGGUUCUUGACACGACCAGCGAUGAGCCGUGGGGGCCUCACGGUUCAGACUUGGCGCACAUCGCCCGGGCAACCAGCAAACUUGGGGAAUGCCAAAUAAUCAUGGAUGUGCUAUGGCAACGAUUGGGGAACACUGAUGCGAACUGGCGUCACCUCUAUAAGGCAUUGGCCGUGGUCGAGUAUCUUCUGGCCAAUGGCACUGAGCGCGUAGCCGAGGAACUUAUUGAAAACAGCUCACAAAUCGCGACACUCACAAAAUUCGAGUUUAUGGAGCCGAAUGGAAAAGAUGUGGGGCUCAAUGUGCGCAAGAAGGCCGAAACUGUUCUAGCAAUUGUGGACGACAGGGAGAAGCUUCAGCAGGUCAGGGAGAAGGCUGCUGCUACCAGGGACAAGUACUUGGGUGUGUCAUCAACUGGAAUGUCACACAAGUCAAGCGCAGCAUCAUUUGGCAAUCGCAGCUACUCCUCUGGUGGUCGCACAGGUGGUUCAAGGGAAACUGCCUCAUUCAGGGAUAGCUACACUGGCACGGAAAGGAGCAAGAGCAGUAAAGACACAAUGUCAAGUCACAGAAGCACUAGGCACCGGUCGAAAGAAACUACUAAGAGAGCAAGUCGCUCUAAAUCUGAAAUAGGAGGCUCCAAAUCAUUGUCAAAUCCACCUGCCACAUCUGGAGUUCCAAGUUCACUGAAAGGAAAGAAUGAGGAUGAGGGCGAUGACUUCAAUCCACGAGGAUCUUCCACAUCUGCUGGAACAGCUAACGUGAGCUCUAAUCAUUUGGAUCUCUUUGGGCCAAACUUAAUGGAUGACCUUGUUGACACAGCUGAAUCUCCUUCAACAGCAAUGCUAAAUGUUGGCAGUGUUGCUGUGCCAGAAAUUGAUUUAUUUGCGGAUGCAGAUUUCCAGUCAGCUAAUGUUCCAUCGGAGGCAGCAACAGCAAGUGGUUCUCAUGCUCAGGACAAGGUCGAUCUAUUUGCUGGCAGGCCAUCUUUUGGUGGCUCCGCUACAUCAGACACUGAGUUCUCAGUGCGUGGUACACCUGGAAAACAUCCAGAGCAAAAACCAUCUUCCCUUGCACAUCCUUCUGCAUCUGCUUUUGAUCCCUUCCAGCCAUCCUUUGCCACAUUAUUUCCUUCAGACUCCCCAAGCAAAUCUUCACAAGGAAAGCCUCCCACACCUGAAAAUGCAAGUAACACAGCUUUCGAUCCCUUUGCUGCAAUUGCACUGAGGAAUUCUGGUGCAUCAGACUCUUUUGGUGCAUUCUCUUCAAGUACAGGAUCAUCUGUUGCUGAGCCAACACAUGACUCUCCUGGGAUCAAAAAGAGUUCUGAUUAUAGUCCUUUGGAGAAACUAGAUUUUGGUGCCUUUACGUCACACAAGGAAUUACACACAAGUGCCACUGAAUCCAUGAACAAGUCACUCGCAAAUCUGAAGCAGGCCUCCAUGUCAGCAUCAAAACCAGCUGUGAAGAAAGAAAGUUUUCAGGUCAAAUCUGGCAUAUGGGCUGACUCUUUGAGCCGUGGGUUGAUUGAUUUGAAUAUAGGUGCAGCGAAGAAGGUUGAUCUUUCAGAUGCUGGGGCUGUUGGGAGGCUGAGCGGCGGUUCUGAGGAGAAAGGCCCAGCUGUUCCGUGGUACAUGGAGGCGGCAACGGGCACCGGACCCGACCUUGGCAGGCCUGAUUUCCCAUCAUCGAUAGGAACAGCUGGUGGAACCAGCUUUUUCUGGCAGCAGCAGCAGCAGCAGGAUCUCGGAAACUUCAGGUGAUCCUUGUUCAGGAUACAUUAUCCCCUACCUUACCUUGAGUGGGCAUGUCUUGUGAUCCAUGGUUCCUGCGAUGCUGGUAGCACCUGCCCUAACAUGUGAACACUCGGUCCUAUGCGAUGAUGUCACAACAACGUGCUGCAGUUUUGUGUAUAUUAUUAAGUAUAUAUUGUGUGAGUGAGUGAAUAAACUGACGUGAUAAUCAGAACCGUGCAAGGCCUGAUUGUUAGAAACUAAUAUGUUGCGUGGGGUUGCUGGAGGAAUGUUCCCUUCAUAGCCUCAUAUAGUGUUUGUUACAAUUUGGGAACAUGUAUACAAUAUCGAAAACACCGGGGAAAACAUAAACUUGUAGCAAAUGUCCAUAAAUCUUGCAACAUCUUGUGUC
Messenger RNA from Lolium perenne, 2531 nucleotides. Lineage: Eukaryota; Viridiplantae; Streptophyta; Magnoliopsida; Poales; Poaceae. The record is from RefSeq and is a predicted model, not a curated record.